AUGGCCGCGGCGGAGCCUGUCGCGCUCUGCCUCUUCGACGUGGACGGAACCCUCACGGCCCCGCGCCAGAAAAUCACAGCCGAGAUGGCCGCCUUUCUGCAGAGGCUGCGUCAGAAGGUGAAAGUUGGAGUCGUGGGUGGCUCAGAUUUUGACAAGAUCAAGGAGCAGCUUGGCGAUGACGUGGUUGAAAAGUUUGACUACGUUUUUCCAGAAAAUGGCCUUGUAGCAUACAAAGAUGGGAAAUUCUUGUGCAAGCAGAACAUUCAGGGCCACUUGGGUGAGGAUGUGCUUCAGGACCUAAUCAACUACUGCCUGAGCUACAUUGCAAAGAUUAAACUGCCAAAGAAAAGGGGCACCUUCAUUGAGUUCCGAAAUGGGAUGAUAAACGUCUCCCCCAUUGGAAGGAGCUGCAGCCAGGAGGAACGACUUGAGUUCUAUGAACUUGAUAAAAGGGAACAUAUAAGAGAGAAAUUUGUAGCUGAUUUACGAAGAGAAUUUGCAGGAAAAGGCCUCACAUUUUCCAUAGGAGGCCAGAUAAGCUUCGAUGUGUUCCCAGAUGGCUGGGAUAAGAGGUACUGCUUGGGAAUCAUUGCCAACGAUGGAUACAAGACUAUUUAUUUCUUUGGGGAUAAGACUAUGCCAGGAGGGAACGACUAUGAAAUUUUCACAGACUCUAGGACAGAAGGCCACAGUGUCACCUCCCCACAGGACACCAGAAGAAUCUGUGAAGAGCUAUUUUUUAAAUGAAAGACUGAGAAUUCACAGUGGCCAAACGGUUAGGAUGGCUUAGUAAUCCCCAACAGCUUCUGUCCUGGUUUUUCUACCUGAGCACAAAC
Indicator indicator is the source of this 836-nucleotide messenger RNA. RefSeq names its product phosphomannomutase 2 (gene PMM2). Gene Ontology annotation, cellular component: cytosol. The record is from RefSeq and is a predicted model, not a curated record. Lineage: Eukaryota; Metazoa; Chordata; Aves; Piciformes; Indicatoridae. The coding region runs from base 1 to 747 and encodes 248 amino acids. The transcript has 8 exons. Gene Ontology annotation, biological process: GDP-mannose biosynthetic process; protein N-linked glycosylation; mannose metabolic process. Gene Ontology annotation, molecular function: phosphomannomutase activity.